Messenger RNA from Panthera uncia (snow leopard), 1440 nucleotides. It is a transcript of the gene UBAP1L, whose product is annotated as ubiquitin associated protein 1 like. Gene Ontology annotation, biological process: ubiquitin-dependent protein catabolic process via the multivesicular body sorting pathway. Gene Ontology annotation, cellular component: ESCRT I complex. The transcript is spliced from 5 exons. Bases 49 to 1233 code for a protein of 394 amino acids. Gene Ontology annotation, molecular function: ubiquitin binding. The record is from RefSeq and is a predicted model, not a curated record. Lineage: Eukaryota; Metazoa; Chordata; Mammalia; Carnivora; Felidae.
GCAGCCUGCCCCAGUCCUGCUCAGCCAUCUCUACACUCCUCUGACAGAAUGAAUGCCCUCGAUGAUGUCCCCUUCAAGGUGCCCAACGGCUUUGUGAUAGGCACAGAGCCCCUUCCUGGGCCAGAGCUCAGCGUCCCAGCUUGCAGGGAGCUUCUGCUGGGUUCUAUGCACGACUUCAGCCUGGAGAGGAGGGCGCUCUUCUGGGUAGAGGCUGUCCUCCGGGGACCCUGCCCGUUCCAGUGCGACGCCCCGGGAACGGCGUCAGCGCCUCCCGCCUGGCUGUUACUGGUGAGUCCUGACCGCGAGCCGGUGCCGAUGCCUGCCGCAGACAUGGGCCCUGAGGAUGGACCCCAGCAGCGGCUUGAGGAGGAGGUGGAGGAGGAAGAAAACCAGGACGAGGACCACGACGAAGAAGAAGCCGCCUCCGCCAGCGAGGAAGAGCCACGUCCCUGCAGCCCCCAGCCCGGCCCCCCUGCGAGCCCCGCCCCCCCUGCGAGUCCUGGCCCGGGCCAUCCACGGUGCUCGCUGGACGUGCUGCGCGGCAUGAGGUCGGAGCUGGCCGGAGCGCGGCGGCGGCUCUCUGAGGGCAGGCUGGCCGCCCGCCCCCGCGCCCUCCUGCACCGCAUCCGCCACCGGGCGCUGAGCCUCUGCCCCAGCCCGGCACCGAGUCAGUGCCCCGUGCCGCCCCCGGGGCCCGCGCCCCCACUUCCCAGCACCCCCGCGCCGCCCCCGCGGCCCUCCACGGCCGGCGCCAUGCCCCCGCUGCGGAGUCACAAGCCCACGGUCGCGUCCCUCAGCCCGUAUACCUGCCUGCCACCUCUUGGGGGGGUGUCUCAGAGUCUCAGCACCUGUAGAGCACACCCUGCUUCUGCUGACCUGCUGUCUGCCCUGAGCCAGGAGGAGCAAGAUCUCAUCGGGCCAGUGGUUGCCCUGGGGUAUCCCCUGCACAGGGCUAUCGGGGCUCUGCAGAAGACAGGGCGACAGAGCCUGAGCCAGUUUCUCAGCUACCUUAGCGCCUGUGAUCGGCUGCUGCGGCAAGGCUAUGAGGAGGGCCUGGUGGAGGAGGCCAUGGAGAUGUUCCAGUUCUCCGAGAGCCAGGCAGGGGAAUUCCUGCGCCUCUGGGAACAGUUCAGUGACAUGGGCUUCCAGCAGGACCGGAUCAAGGAAGUACUGCUGGUCCAUGGCAACCGCCGUGAGCAAGCCCUGGAGGAGCUGGUGGCCUGUGCCCAGUGACCUCGGCGCUUUCCACAAUGCCUGUGCGUCCCUCAACCCGUGCCAGACCUGGCAAUCCAUUCCAGCUCUGUUAUUAAGACUAUAUAAGAGGGGUGCCUGGCUGGCUUAGUUGGAGCAUGUGUCUCUUGGUCUCAGGGUUGUAAGUUCAAGCCCCACUUUGGAUAUAGAGAUUACUAAAAAAAAAAAAAAAAAAAAAAAGUAAGAAAA